AUGGAGUUUCUUCAGACAUUCCAAGCGCAAGUCCUGGAGGAGAAUCCUCUAUUAGUCAAAUCCAGCGUCGUCGCUGUUUUUCUGGUCCUCGUAGCCUUCGUUGUGCUCCAAUGGCGAGGCCCCAAGACGCCAAAGCUGGAUUUCCCGGUCCUUGGGGAUGUCACGCAGACUGAUUUCCGGCCGGCUCUUGAAGAGGGUGCAAAGAAGUAUCCCAAGUCUCCCUUUGUUCUAGCUACGCCCAUGCACCCGACAGUCAUUCUCCCUAUAUCCGCAAUCAACGAGAUCAAGGCUCUGCCAGAAGACAUUAUUUCUCUUCGGCAACAUCAUUACACUAUCUUCCUUGGAAAGUACACCGGUUUUGGAGAGCCUUGUGACGAGCUCGACACGGCAAUCCGGGUGGACCUCACCCGCCAUCUGGAACAGAACUUGGCAAACUUCCAGGAAGAGGUGGAAUACGCCUACCAAAAGCAUGUAGGCCACUGUAAAGACUGGACACCAGUCCCGCUCUACGAUGCUCUCUUGGGAAUUGUCUGCCUACUCAGCUCUCGCGUGUUUGUUGGCCUGCCACUGAGCCGAGAUGAAGAAUGGACUCGAGUCACGAUGCAGUAUUCCAUGGACGCCGGGCAUGAAGCUCAUUCCCUAUCCCCGUAUCCGCCUCUCAUCCGGCCGCUCGUGGCCCCCUUCAUGCUGAAGCGGCUGAAGCAGCAUCGAGCUAUUGCACGGCGCAUGCUCCAGCCAAUCCUGGACAAAUUCACCGCAGGUCACCCCAGCAGUUCAGCGGCCAGUGGCCGAAGUGAGGACACGGGAGGUGACCUGAUGCGGUACAUUCUGGGCCACUACAAGGGCCAGGCUACUAUCGAGCGGCUUGCGCGAGACCAGCUCAUUGCCACGUUUGUAGCCAUGCACACGACGACCAUCUGCGUCACCCAGGCGAUCUUCGACCUCGCCGCCCGACCAGAAUAUCUCGCGCCGCUACGGGAGGAACUAGACCAGGUCCUCGCUACAGACGGCGCCCACGACGGCCGCCUUCACAAAGAGUCCAUGGUCAAGCUACGCAAGAUGGACAGCUUCGUCCGCGAAAGCCAGCGCAUGAAUCCUCCCGGUCUGGUCUCCAUGCUUCGCCGCGUGACUGCCCCCGAAGGGCUGCACUUGUCCACCGGGCAUGUCAUCCCGUCCGGCAGCGUGGUGGGCAUCUCCGCGCAUGAAGUGACGCGGUCGUACCCCGAGGCGGACAAAUUCGACGCCUUUCGUUUCUACAGGAUGCGCGAGCAGCCCGGUCAGGCGACGUUGCAUCAGCUGGUUGCCACGGGCACCGAUCAUAUCCCCUUCGGCCACGGCACGCAUGCAUGUCCAGGUCGGUUCUUUGCGGCGAGCGAGAUCAAGGUGAUCAUGGCGUUUUUGCUCCAGAACUAUGAUAUUCGCCUUGAGGAUGGCGCCACCAGGCCGGAGAAUGUACAUGUGGGGGGAACGGUGUCGCCACCUCAUGAUGCUAAGGUCCUUUUUCGCAGAAGAGAUGUCAGCAAGGGACGGAGCUGA
Messenger RNA from Aspergillus thermomutatus, 1536 nucleotides. Its product is annotated as cytochrome P450. NCBI's taxonomy places the organism in Eukaryota, Fungi, Ascomycota, Eurotiomycetes, Eurotiales, Aspergillaceae. The transcript has 2 exons. The record is from RefSeq and is a predicted model, not a curated record. Gene Ontology annotation, molecular function: oxidoreductase activity, acting on paired donors, with incorporation or reduction of molecular oxygen; monooxygenase activity; heme binding. The coding region runs from base 1 to 1536 and encodes 511 amino acids.